UUAAUCGGUAUUUUGAGAGAUCUUGCUUGGUUCGGUAAACUUAAAAGAAAGACUUACCCAAACACACACACAGCACACGCUUUUAAUUAUUUUCUUCUCAGUUUUCAUUCUCUUCUUUGCUUAGUUCCAUAAUUUAUUUCAUAAUUCCAUUACACAACGCAACGCAACGCAACGCAAGUGUUGUUAAUUAGUACUUUGAAAUUUGAUGGAGUACGAAUACAACAGAAGUAGGUCGGGCCCACAAGUUCCGAUGUAUCGUGCACCACCGUCAUCCUCCGGCGCUCCCUCUUCCAUCUACCCUAAGAUCGGUCCUCACCCUUCCAACCCUCCCCCACCUCGUCCGUUACCCUAUCAGCACAUUCCCAAUCCUUCACCUUCUCUAGGGUUGGGCAUUAAGGUUGCAAUCAAGUCGGAAUUUAGGAUCGCACCGCCGCCUCAUUUGUUACCACAUGUGGGAGAUAUUCCACGGAGCAACUUCCAAUUUGAUUUUGGAUUGGAGAGGAAAAUUUUGGCCGAAGCAGAGAAGGAUAACCCAAAUUGGAGCAAAUUUGGGGUGGAAAACCUUCCAACUAAGGCUUCUGAUAAUACAUCAUCGUCAAAGGUUACUUCUUCAGAUCCCAUUGUGAGCAAAUAUAUAAGCAUGGGACUCAGCCGUGAGGCAGUUCCAAUUGCUGUUACGAACUAUGGUGAUAAUCCAACCAAAGUUAAAGAAUUUGUUGAUGGAUACACUCUUCUGCGUGAAAUGGGAUUUUCAUCAACUAGCGUUACCGAAGCCUUGGUUAUGCAUGACAAUGAUAAAGACAAGGCAUUGGCUUAUUUCCUUAGUGGCUCAUCAUGAGACUGCUGGAAGCAUAUUUGUUGUAGGGUAUCAUUUGUUUAUAAAGAAAUAUGCAAGUUCCUUUUGUAUAAUACAAAUAAUGACCAAAUAUAGGUACAGUGAGAUUGGCAAUCUGUUAUUGUCUGUUGUGGGAUAUUGGUUUUAGGGGAUUUUUGGUGUUUGUGGAGAGAACAAAUAGACCUGAUUAUUAUCCAUAUUAUAAAUUAUAAAGGCUUUUUGUUUUGUUAAAAAAGUUAUUAUUUUUGUUUUUGGCCAAGACCUUAACUUCUUGGGGAAUGUUUGAUUGAGAUUAUUUAUUUAUGGUAAAUUACCUUUUUAUUUUC
Trifolium pratense (red clover) is the source of this 1161-nucleotide messenger RNA. RefSeq lists its product as uncharacterized. Lineage: Eukaryota; Viridiplantae; Streptophyta; Magnoliopsida; Fabales; Fabaceae. The coding region runs from base 206 to 838 and encodes 210 amino acids. Gene Ontology annotation, cellular component: ESCRT I complex. The record is from RefSeq and is a predicted model, not a curated record. Gene Ontology annotation, biological process: ubiquitin-dependent protein catabolic process via the multivesicular body sorting pathway. The transcript has 5 exons. Gene Ontology annotation, molecular function: ubiquitin binding.